CGCCUUAAACCACAACAGCCUGGUUUGAUCACCUUACAACCUGCGUGAUCUGCAUUUUCAGACGCUGUAGAGUAAUUUAGAGGCUUAAUCAGAGUGACACAACUUUAACCAAAAUCAUUGGUUUUGUGUGGAGACGAAUGUAAAUUCGACGGUAAACACCACAUAUUCCAGCACAGGAUUAAUCUUUUUUAAACAGCCUUUACAUCCACUGUAACGGCCUUUCAGUGUGGACAAGAACUUGUUAACAGUUGAGCUAGCUAGUGUUAAGACAUUCGAAAUCCUUCAGUAUGUCAGCCAUGGAUCAGAGUCAGCCGCCAACAAAUUUAUUUGGAGGAGCAAUGUCCGCUGUAUUCCCUCCAGAUGCUCAAGACAUGAGUAAAUUUAGGGAAAUCCCAGACCAUCAAGAGGUCUUCACACACUCCACUACUGAUCAGAGUAUCAUUAUAGAAAUCCUGGAGUAUGUUCAAGAGCCUGAUGAUGUUGCUCUCAAGACACACUACGACGACUUGGUACGAGACAAUGAAGUGAGUGAGGGUGAUCAUGUGAUCCUGGAAGCAGAAGAGAUACCUGUCCAUAAGCUAGCUAUGUCACAGUGUGAAAGUGCCCGUUAUGUCCUUGGGCAACAGAAAGUCUCGAAGUUUAAGGAAGAUUCUAAGAAUACAAUUAACAUACACAUGGGUUUGUUCCGGAUCCCGGAAUUCACCUCCGACAUUCUUGUGACCUUCAAUGACCCUGUCAUGAUAAGUUUUUUGAGCAGCAGUAAUCAGGCUGUUCCAACUAAUUCUAAUCGCUGGACCGUGGAAAAGUUUCAGAAGCUCUUAACUUCGUUGACCAUCAACGAUACUGGACUGUUUGGAGCUGAAUAAACUGACUUUUCUCAUGAAUAAAGUCAGUCACUAAGCGCCUAGCGGAUGUUUCACUCAAAUCAUUAACGAUAAUGAUGGGAACUUCUGGGAAGGGACCAGGGCAAGUAGGUUCAUGAGCAGAUAUAGGAUGGGAAGGUGCUGUACACUACAUGUAUGCCCAUGCAGGUGACUUUAGAAACUUGGGAUCUUUGAGAUACAUAAUAUACCCAUAUCUAAGGGAAGCUUGCAACCCACUACUAGAGUAUGUAGAAGCAGUCUGUCCACACAUGGGUAUGUGGAGCCAUCUACCUGUAAAUAGUUUGGGAUAAAGCCAUCCAUCUACAAAAGGGUAUGUUGAAACCAUCUACCCACUACAAGGAUACAUUGGAAGGACAGAUCAAAACAAAUAUGUUUUGGAGGAAUUUUUCAACAAUCAAUUUCCUAUAGAGAUAGGAAGGACAGAUGAACGGACCCACAACCAGUGUACUAAGGAGGGAUUUUACCACAACAAACCCUAUAGGGAUAGAAAGGAUGGAUGAACACACACAACCAGGGUACUGUGGAGGGAUUUUUCAGCAACUAAUUCCCUAUAGGGAUAGGAAGGACAGAUGAACAGACCCACAACCAGUGUACUAAGGAGGGAUUUUACCACAACAAACCCUAUAGGGAUAGGAAGGACGGACGAACAGACACACAACCAGGGAUAUUAUGGAGGGAUUUUUCAUAACUUAAAACUAUAGAGAUAGGAAGGUCGCAUGAACGGACACACAACAAGGGUACUUUGGAGGGAUUUGUCCACAACUAAUAUCCUAUAGAGAUAGGAAGAUCGGAUGAACAGACCCACAACCACGGUACUUUUGAGGGUUUUGCCCACAACAAACCUUAUGGAGAUAGGAAGGUCACAUGAACAGACUCACAACAAGGGUACUUUGGAGGGAUUUGCCCACAACUAAUUUCCUAUAGAGAUAGGAAGGACAAAUGAACAGACCUACAACCAGCAUUCUUUGAAGUGGGGGGAUCCUAAUUUAAUUUAAUUCCCAAUAUAAAGAAGGGCAGACGGAUGGACAAACAGUCAGGAUACUUCGGAGGGAUUUCUCCACAACCAUGGAACUGUAGAAUCACCUAUGGAUGCAGUGUGGGUUCUUCAGAGGGAAAUGAUCAGCAAAUUCUCCUACAAAUGAUUCCUUAAUUUCUUGUCAUUUCCUUUUUUAAUUGCUCCUAAUCUUCACAACAGUUGAAUUACAGAAUUAAGGGAUGUCAUACACAUACAUUGUAUAACAAAAGUACAGAUUUUCAUAUGCCAGAUCACCAUAAGGACCCAUUAACACAUAUUUAAUUAUAUAACAAAUAUAAUUUGGGUUUUUUUUUUAAAGAUUUAUUUUUGAAGAUUUAACAAAUGUAUCAGAACUUGUCUCAAAAUAAUUAUUUGUAAUAUCUAUAAAUAUUUCAUUUUAAAAUGUCAAUAUUUACUUCAGCAACAGGUGCAGUUCUACAGAGGUAACUUAGCACUGUAAUUUUACAAUAAAAUCAAACAUAGUAGACAUAUUUCUGAACAUUUUCUUUAGGUUGGUAAUGUCAAUAGAAUAAAAGUUCUGAUAACACAACCGGUAGAAGAUUAGAGUGAGAUGUUUCGAUGACUACACUGUCUAACUAGUGUGGAGCGUACUAACACUGACGUACAUAGUUUACAAGAUAGUAAGGUAGUACGUCAGUGCUAGUACGCAGCACACUGGUCAUUUGUCUGAUGGAGAUGACAGUGAAGUCAUCAAAACAUCACUCUCUAAUCUUCUGCUGGUUGUAUUAGAAGAGCUUCUAUUCUGUAGUAAACAUAUCUCUGUGUGUUCAGGGCUCACCCUGAACCAAAAUUAUCGGGUGCGCUCAACUGUGACGGCACUGCCUCUGCCGCAGGGCCCCCGGAUUAUGUAAGCGUGUCAGCUAGUAGGCCUACAAUACACACGUGGACACGAAAGUACACCGACUUCACAGAGCGCUUUUGUGGGCUUUAUUAUCGUAUUGUUAGGGUUUUUUUAAAGAAAAAAACACAGUAGCCAAUUUAGUAGCCACUUUGUAUUUUGAGUAGCCAAUUGAAAAUAAAAGUAGUCAAUGGCUACUUUGGCUACCGACAGCGUGAGCCCUGGUGUUGAAAGCAGACAAAAGUACAAUACAUGAAUCAUUCUAUGAAAAAUAUGUAAAUCACUUACAUGGACAAAUAAGUUAAGAUAUCAAGAUUGAAUAAUUUUGGUUUAUUAUGGCAAUUACUGUUGUUUGUGUAUGUUUGAUAAAUAAAUUGGAAAAUAAAGACAAUGGAAAUCCCAACAAA
Ylistrum balloti is the source of this 3165-nucleotide messenger RNA. Its product is annotated as ran guanine nucleotide release factor-like. The coding region runs from base 288 to 866 and encodes 192 amino acids. Gene Ontology annotation, cellular component: nucleus. Gene Ontology annotation, molecular function: transmembrane transporter binding; sodium channel regulator activity; small GTPase binding. The record is from RefSeq and is a predicted model, not a curated record. The transcript is spliced from 7 exons. Gene Ontology annotation, biological process: regulation of membrane depolarization; protein import into nucleus; regulation of sodium ion transmembrane transporter activity. NCBI's taxonomy places the organism in Eukaryota, Metazoa, Mollusca, Bivalvia, Pectinida, Pectinidae.